AUGAUGGCCCCACCUGCUGGCCCCUCGCGUAAAAAGGACCAGACUGCGGAGCUUUUCCGCGAAUACGCUCAUUGCCCUGUCGCCUGGCUCGAGGCACAAGCGCGGCUGACCCCUCGGCCUGCGUUCGUCACUCAGUAUGGCCUCGACGCCUGGAAGAACAUGGUGAGUCCGAUCCCCUUCCAUGCGCUGUGGCCUUCGCUGAUGCUGGUCUUUACUGCAGGUCAAAUGGCGCAAAUGGUACCAUGCUGCAGCGCCGACCCCUCCCGGCACCAAGUGCGACGGAUGUUUGCGCCUUCGUCUGCCCUGCUGGCGGCCUACUCUCGACACCAUCAACGAGUACGCCGGCUUCAAGUGUGUCGAGUGUUGCAAAGGCGGCUGCUCCUGCAACACAGAGGAUUUUUGUGUCACUCCUUUGAACCCCGUUCCUGCCGGUGACGUGCCCCUCGUGAUCAAGUGAGUUAGGCCUCUGCCUUCGUGGCGUGCUGCGCUGACUGCCUUUGUCAGGAACCAAGAUCAGUGCGACGAGUGGAAAGGCGUUGCUGCCCGCCGCCGGCGCGAGGCCAACGCGCGCGUUGCUGCGGUCGCCGCUGCUCUCUUGCCGAAUCCUUUGGACGUGCGCCCCUCGGACAUUAAGGAUCCGCCACAACCUGCUGGUUCGCCAGCGCUGUCUUCCCCUCCCCGCUCUGUACGUGCGGCCGAUCCGUUCUCGCCUUCUCGUCCGCCGACGGACUCGCCGACGUCGCCGUUCAGCUCGAUGGGGGCGUCUCGUUGCGCACCGCAGUCGUCGUCCCUUUUGUCGCCCAGUUUGAACAAGCGCGCCCGUUUGCAGCAUUUCUCACCGGAGCGCCGAGCGACCUCCCCUUUCUUUGGCGACGACGCCUCGACCCUUCUUGUGGCAAUUGGCAUAGGACUCGCCCAUCGUCAAGAUGUGCAGCCUUUGUUUGCUGCCUACCAGGAGAAAGCGAAGUUGUCUGGCGGCGCCGAGGAGCUGCUAGAUCGCCAGGCGGACGACAGCAAGGCGGUACUGCGCGCAAUCGCAUUGUUUCCCGAAGGCAGCGCUGAGCACUCCUGCCUUCGCCGCAUCGUGCUUGCUCCUGUCCCAGAAUUGGAGUCCGUCGGUCGUUCCCCUUCUGUCGUGAGUGUCGUCGGCGGUAUCCCCCGUUCCUUGCUUACCGGUCUUUCCCUUGUCGCAGCCUCUGAAGAAGGAGGUAAUUCCGAGCUCGGAUGA
Ceraceosorus bombacis is the source of this 1228-nucleotide messenger RNA. The record is from the annotation of a GenBank genome assembly. NCBI's taxonomy places the organism in Eukaryota, Fungi, Basidiomycota, Exobasidiomycetes, Ceraceosorales, Ceraceosoraceae.